Messenger RNA from Endocarpon pusillum Z07020, 1602 nucleotides. RefSeq lists its product as uncharacterized. Lineage: Eukaryota; Fungi; Ascomycota; Eurotiomycetes; Verrucariales; Verrucariaceae. The transcript is spliced from 5 exons. Gene Ontology annotation, molecular function: RNA binding. The record is from RefSeq and is a predicted model, not a curated record. The coding region runs from base 1 to 1602 and encodes 533 amino acids.
AUGUCCCUCGGGACUUUCUUGCAGGAUGAGAAUUAUGGAUCCUGGGCCGAUGAGAUGGAGGACAUGCCACUUCCUUCCACCGAGUCGCGCUCUGGUUACGGGGGUGAACGACGAGCUUUCAGCAGCACCACGGGCAUGGGUAAUGGCUACAAUGACCGCAGAGACGGAUAUCCACCACGAGAGCAGCUGCCACUUCCCACCGAGCCUCCCUACACUGCUCAUCUUGGCAAUAUGUCAUUCGAUACAACUGAAGUCGAAGUCAGUGAGUUCUUCAAGGACUGUCAGGUUACGAAGGUCAGGAUUGUGGAAGAUAAGAUGGACCGAAAACCUAAGGGGUUCGGCUAUGUGGAAUUCGCGACUUUGGAUGGGCUAAAGAAGGCACUAUCAUACGCAGGAUCGAGUCUUGCAGGUCGAACAAUCAGAGUCAGCGUUGCGGACCCCCCGAAAGAACGGCAAGAUGGACGUGACUUCAGCGAUUGGUCAAGAAAAGGCCCGCUUCCGGACUUGCCAGCUCAACAGCGAAGAGUCUCGGACCGCCCAAGCUUUCCGAAUAAAAGUUUUGAUAACACAUCUGAUGCGGGAAGCGAUCGAGGAAGUCGACGACAAUUUGAUCAGGGAGACGGAAAGGUGCGAGACUUCUCGAAUUGGGAGCGAAAAGGACCUUUGUCACCGGCCAUAGCAGCUGUUCCCCCUUCAUUAAGCGAAGGAGGACGCCAACGGAGCAAGGAUGGUCCGGCAUUCAGAAAAAGCUCACCAGCUUGGGGAGAAGGUACUGGCCGAUCUCAAGAUGGAGCUCGACCAUCAAGGCGGGAGUAUCAGGAAAAGCCCCCAGUUGAGCGACCUCCCAUGGCCUCGGAGCUUGACAAUCAGUGGCGAUCGAAAAUGCGACCCGACGCACCUGCAAAGUCGCCAACGCCUUCUCGCGACCCUAGCAAUCCACCUUCUCCAGCUCCUGCUACCCGCCCAAAGUUGAAUCUUCAGAAGAGGACUGUUUCAGAGGCUGAGCCAGGUUCAUCACCUGCUACAACUACUCUAGCUUUGGAAUCAAAAGCAAGCCCGUUCGGUGCCGCCCGUCCCGUGGACACAUCCGCCAAAGAAAAGGAGAUUGAAGAAAAGCGGGAGAUGGCUAUUCGCCAAAGGAGGGAGGCUGAAGAGAAAGCCAAAGCGGAGAAGGCGGAGGAGAAGCGUCUAGCAAAAGAAGCCAAAGACAAGGCACUGGCAGAGAAGGGUUCGAAGGAAGCCGGUCCUACCGCGGACGAAGAUAAUGGCACCGAGAAAAACCCAGCAGGCAAACACCUUGAGAUACUGCGACGUGCUAGUGAAAACGAAAACGGAAUGGAAGCGGAUGAGGAGGAAGCCGAGGGUGACGCACCCGUUGCUCCUACAGAUGACAAAGCGGUAAAGCCCAAAGAGAUUGUGCGAGAUGCACCUCCUGCUAGGGGGGCAGGAGGCGCUUGGAGAGGCCAACAUGCACAGGGAAGUGGACCGUCUGCUGAAGAUACCGCGAAAAGCAUGGACGAAGACGGAUGGAGCACAGUCUCCAACACGAAACCACGCAAUAGUCGACGCACAAAUCAAGCUGCACGGGCCGUUGCAUCGUGA